UAUAAUAAAUUGUAUACGUCAAGAGCUGUGUCAUCGACGCGAGCACAUACAUAAAUUAUCUCAUUACUUACGCGUACCUUUGAAGUGUAUCACUGCCGAGAGAAAGACAAUGAUCCAUAAGAGAUAGACAUCAUCCCUGUACGUUGCGCAGCUAUCCGCAGACGUUCGAUGCACUUCAUAGGUUCGCCGCUCAUUUCGGAUGUGUAUAUGGAGCUAUUAUUCUAAAAUCGCGAUAACAUUGUCAGCGAUCAUUAACGAUCGAUUGAUUUUUUUCUCGAUCUUCGAAAGGAUAUAUAAUUGAUGGGACAUUAGCAUUGAAAAGCUCGUUAUAAAAUCAACAUCUUUUCUUAGAUUGAAAAUGCAAAUCUGGUAAAAUCUUCUCUUGUAAAAUCCCACUUUAUCAUAACAGAGAGAAAAAUAUCUCGUGUUUAAGGAAGCAAGAAUAUAUUUAAUCGAGCUGAAAAGAUCGCAGGGUCGAAUCUGCAUGUUAGCAUUAUUCUUUACGCAAUAGAUCGAAAUAAUCGUCGUGUUGGCUGUGAGCUUACAAGCGCGCCUGGACUUUACGAUUCAUUUUAUGCAAGAAUAGUCAUGUAAAAUUAAAAACAGUCACUCGUUCAUCAAAUAAAAGAUGCAUAUCGAUCGGCACAAUCGUGUGCGCAGAGUAGUUGCAAAGUCGCAAAUAAUAACAUAAACCGUAUACGGUACAAGCAGCUGUAUUAUAUACCAUACACACACGUGCAGCUCCGAGAAAUUCCGCAAGAUACAAACUCUAGUCUGUGUGUUGUGUCUGUGUCACUGGGAUGGAAAAAAGAGAGAUGGGUUCUGUAUAAAAGUGACUGCAUAUGCGGCGCGCGCUCCUGGGGCAAAUGUCGUUUAUAAUGCCUACCGAUCGCGAACCGAUCUCAUUCGAGUAAACGGCGCACACGAGCCACUGUGCAAGUACACAGACGAGCUCACUUACACUUACUCGUAUAUGGGAUAUAAUAGUCGAAAAAUGCAGUUACUUCGUUGUAUGUGCGCUUUAAGUUUAAUGGCGCUGUUGAUCGCUGCGAGUGAUGCUGCUCCAAACAUCGUCUACGCUUUCAACAAUAAUAAAAUAUCGCCCAAUCAGCAAUCACCUGUGCUGCAGGGUCGAAAUUUGCUGGCCCCGAAGAUCGAGUUGAGAGCCGGCCUGACACCGGCUAAUACGGCUCGAUUGCCUGGUGGACCUGCCCCGUCAGCUGCUGGAGGUGCCGGAGGCGGACAACAACCGCAGGAAGACGGGGUCACUAGGGAAGAAAUGACUUCGUUCAAGGAAGUCAACGGGGAGAGCAUAAGAACUGUCGUCGGUAGUUACGCUUAUCAAAGCCCCGAGGGUCUGGCUGUUUCAUUCAAGUAUUCAGCCGACGAAAAUGGAAAUCAAGCUGGUUUUACAAUAGGGAAGGCUUCGGGUGGUGGAGGUGGCGGUGGUGGCGGCGGCGGCGGCGGGGGAGGAGGAAACAGACCUGGUGGUGGCGGAGGAGGAUCCGGAUCUGGAUCUGGAGGAGAUAGAUCAUAUUUACCUCCGAAUUGA
Trichogramma pretiosum is the source of this 1552-nucleotide messenger RNA. RefSeq names its product translation initiation factor IF-2-like. Bases 974 to 1552 code for a protein of 192 amino acids. The record is from RefSeq and is a predicted model, not a curated record. The transcript has 3 exons. NCBI's taxonomy places the organism in Eukaryota, Metazoa, Arthropoda, Insecta, Hymenoptera, Trichogrammatidae.